Molecule: messenger RNA, 1876 nt
Organism: Dama dama (fallow deer)
Lineage: Eukaryota; Metazoa; Chordata; Mammalia; Artiodactyla; Cervidae
Gene: SLAMF9
Product: SLAM family member 9
Biological process (GO): T cell activation
Cellular component (GO): external side of plasma membrane
Source: RefSeq, a predicted model, not a curated record
GGUGAGAAUCAUUUCCUUCUCCCCAGGACUGGCGCUCUGGCUCCAGCAGCAUCCUGUCGCUGUCUUCCUUAUCGCCGUCAGGGCUGCCCAGGUCACACCUCCCAGGACCCAGGCCGCUGGCAUGGGAGCACUGCCGUGGCUGCUCCUCCUCUUGCUGUCCCAGGAAGGUGAGAGAAGGGUACUCUGGAGAUGGUGUGGAUCCGAGGAAGUGGUUGGGAUCCUUCAUGAGUCCAUCAGCCUCCCCCUGGAAAUGCCAUUUAAUGAGGAGGUUGAGAACAUCAUCUGGUCCUCCCACACAAGUCUUGCCAUUGUGGUGCCAGAGAAAGAGGGACGUCCGGCUACCAUCAUGGUGACCAACCCUCGCUAUGCGGGCCGAGUAAACUUUCUGGAGCCCACCUACUCCCUCCAUAUCCAAAAUCUGAGCUGGGAGGACUCGGGAUCUUACCAAGCUCAAGUCAACCUGAGGACGUCCCAGGUCUCCACCAUGCAGCAGUACAAUCUACGCAUCUAUCGACGUCUGUCACAGCCUCACAUGACAGUGAACUUUGAGAUCCCUGGGGAAGAAGGCACCUGUAAUAUGUCCCUGAUAUGCUCUGUAGAGAAUGCGGGCUUGGACGUGACCUACACUUGGAUAUCCUGGGAAGACGGCGCUGAUACAGCCCAUGAAGGCUCCAUCCUCAGAGCGUUCUGGAGGCCUGGGGACAAGGUCGCCUCUUACACCUGCAGGGCCAGCAACCCUGUCAGCAACAUCACUUCCCGUCCCAUCCAAGCUGGGUCCUUCUGUGCAGAUCCUGGCGACCCUUUGGAGAAGGCCUCUACUUCCUUUUGUCUUCUGGCCAAGGGACUGCUCAUCCCCUUGCUUUUUGGAACACUGGCUGUGGGCUUCUGGUUCAUCCGAGUCCAGACAAGAGGCAAAGUGCCGAGAAUGAAGAAACUCAAGAGAAACAGAAUGAGAUUGAGAAAGAAGGGGCAGCCUGGCCCCAGCCUGAACUGAGGGCCCCUGGGGGACCCCUGUCCUGAGCAUUGCUUCUUCUCAGCCCCAGGGAAACCUUCCUCUCCUCCCCAGGUGCAUCUCUUUCCAGGGGAUCAAGGGGUGGGUAUCUCAAGGGCGUGCUCCAUGCCGCAUGCUUCCCACAACUGCUUUUGGAAAAGAAAGUGAGUCUAAAAGACCUCCUCACAAUGCGGUGUUGGUAUGUUAUUAUUCACGCCUAACCCAUUCCCCACCAACACACAUAACAUUUACACUUCAGUAAGAAUGGGGAGAGAUUCCUUCUAAUCUAAAUGAAGCUGUGACUCCUGAAUGGGAGAUUUCAGGCACCAAGAACUCUGCAUGAGAGUGGUAUUAUUCCGCUCUCAGAACAAGCCAAUUCUUCUGCUUUCAUACCCUCCUUCCACCCUGGCCGAUGAGAUCACUAAGUGACUCACCCACCCGACGUCAGUCUGGUGGCUGUCCUGCACGGGGAGCUAUGAAGCACCCAGUGCAGUCUUAUUCUGGGUCUCACUUGAGCCUGGUGACCUUUCCAUCAUCUCCCUGAUGCCUGUUGCUCUGGGCCUCCAGUGCCUGCCCCCACAGAGAUGGCAACUCAGUUGGAUUAAUAGCGUAGGUCUGGAUACUUCCCUGGUGAUCCAGUGGCUAAGACUCCAUGCUCCCAGUGCAGGGGGUCCAGGGUUGAUCCCUGGUCAGGGAACUUAGAUCCCACAUGCUGCAACUAACGGUUUGCAAGCCGCAACUAAAGAUCUGGCAUCCUUCAAUGAAGAUCAAAGAUCUCAUGUGUGGCAACUAAGAUCUGGUGCAACCAAAUAAUUCAAUAAAAUAAAAAUAAAUAUUUUUAAAAAACAGCAGAGGUCGAGACUCCUGACCUCUGUUUGUAAUUGG